Molecule: messenger RNA, 513 nt
Organism: Entamoeba histolytica HM-1:IMSS
Lineage: Eukaryota; Evosea; Mastigamoebida; Endamoebidae
Product: F-actin capping protein subunit beta, putative
Exons: 1
Coding region: 1-513 (170 amino acids)
Biological process (GO): barbed-end actin filament capping; cell morphogenesis
Cellular component (GO): F-actin capping protein complex
Molecular function (GO): actin filament binding
Source: RefSeq, a predicted model, not a curated record
AUGUAUAGAGAAAUGUAUUAUGAAGGAGGAGUUCAUAGUGUAUACUGUUGGGAUAUUAAUGACGGAUUUGCUGUUUGUGUUUUAAUGAAGAAAACAGCUGAUCAAAGUAAGAAAGGAAAUCCAAUGAAAGGAACAUGGGAUUCAAUUAAUGUCAUUGAAGUUAUUCCAAAAGGAACAUCAAAAGCAGAAUAUAGACUUACAUCAACAGUAAUUCUUUAUAUGGAAACUGACUGUGAAGCAACAGGUAAAGUUGCAUUUGCAGGAUCUCUUACUAGACAAAACGAAAAGGUAUUAUCUACUACUCAGAAAGAUUCUCAUAUUAUUAACAUCGGUACAUUUGUUGAAGAAACAGAAAGCAGAAUGAGACAAAUUCUUGAUGCUAUUUAUUUCAGCAAGAGUAAAGAAAUUACUAAUAAUUGCAGAUGCCAAAUUGGAGUUUCAGAACAAAAUAAGAGAACUUUGAUGACUAAACAAAUUAAUACUCAACUUAGAGGAAGACACGAUGAUGAUUAA